AUGUCUGGCGACGUCGGCAUCCACACGGCUCCUGGCUAUGGUGGCUUGCUGGUUCGUACGAUUCGCUCCGACCAGAUCGCCUUCCCCGACUGGGCGAUAGAGGGCCCCCGCACCACCCUUUGGCGCUGCCGAUGGAUCGACCGUCGGGGCGGGGGCCCUCUCGACCACCACCGCUUCUUCGUGGUGGUCCACCGCCUCCACAAGGACAGCUGGGGUGUCCCGAUGCACGAGUUCGGGAUGAAGGCCCUCGAGACCCUCGGCGCCUACGACUCGCUCGACCUGCCGAACGUCGCGGGGAUCGAGUCGCUGAUGCGCGAAGUGCAGCUGGUCGAGCAUGCGCAUGCCAAGCGCGACGGGUUUGCUGGGGCCAGCACCGAGGUGGCCGACGGCGACCUGAAUGCCAAGAAGAAGGGCCGUGGCCAUGGCCGCGGACGAGGAGGCGCCGCGGGCGCCUUCGGCUACCUGGACGAGCACACCGCCUUCCGGGGGCAGCGGGCCUUACGAGAGCUCCGCGUUAACCCAGGCUACUCCGUGACGAGCAGCCCCGUGGUUCUCAUCAGCGAGGCCAGUAUAAACAGAGCAGGCGAGCAUUUCGAUGAGCCCCCUCACGUUGACCUAGCUACUGGGUCGGCGUUCUCGGCCCUGGAGGUUGACGGUGGGGGGCCUAUCUAUGUUGGGGAGACGGACAUUGAGAAUGCCUUCUAUGGGAUUCAGCUACCUCUGGAGUUCUGGCAGUUUUUCGGGCUACCUCGAGUACGAGCUGGGGUCCGAGGUAUCACUACCGACAGCGCUGGAGGCCCCUUGAGGGCCAGCGACUGGGUUACCCCGUGCUUUACCGCCGUCCCAAUGGGAUGGAAGCACAGUCUUUGGAUCUGUCAGCGUAUCAUGGAGUUCCGGGCCCGCACCAACACGUUGGCCUCCCCCAGUCUGGCUUUUGACGAUGCGCACCUUCCUGUCCGUCUGGUUCGAUCUUCCACGCAGGUAUUACAUACAGAGUACGUUGACAGCUUCGUUGCCCUUGGCCUCUCGAAGGACCCCACGCAUGCCGUGACUGACUCCGUCGAUCGCAGUCUCCGAGACGCUGGGUUUCGCACCCGCGGUCCGACGGUGUCGGCUGGAGGGGGUGUUCUCGGUUGGACCUUCGACCAGGACGCCCCGACGAUCGGGAUCAGUCACCGCAUAGGCUGGCGAAUACGACUAGGGUGUCUGGCUGUCGCGGACAUGAAGUACGCCUCGGGGGAUCUUGUCAGGGUCGUCGUGUCACACUUCACGUCUCGGGCUCUGCUGCGCCGUGAAUUACUCUCAUGUCUGCAGGCUUCGUAUUCUUCCAUCGAGUCGUCCGGCCACCACACGCGUGUUCUCUGGAGCUCAGUCAAACGGGAGCUUCGUUGGUGUGCCGCGCUGAUCGCACUCGCUUUCCGCGACGUCAAUGCCGCCUGGCCCCCCAUGGUCUACUGCACCGACGCGUCCUGGUGGGGCGCAGGGGUCGUCAGGGGCAUCCGCAGCGUCCAGGAGGUCCAGCACGUGGGCCACUAUACGGAGCGCUUGCGUUACUCAGCGGCCCACGAGGCCAUCCUCAAGCCACGGGACUCGGCUCUGAAGUGUUCGGUCAGCGGCGGGGUCACCGCCUCCCCCCAGGACUCCGAGAUCCCGAAGGCCCCCUUCCCCGAGGUCCUAGAGUCGGUCUACGGCGGCGACUGGUCCCUCGUCAUGUCCCAGAAGUGGUCCCGCAAGGAGGCCCAGGUUGUCUUGGAGGCUCGGUCGCUCGUGCUCACCGUGAAGAACAUAGUUCGGAACACUCAGAAUUUCGGUUGCAAGCACCUGCUGGCGCCGCGCCCCCUGGGCGGCCACGCCGGAGGCCUGCCCCGCGCGGAGGUGGCGCCCAACCUCCCGGCGCCCUCCUCGCGGCGCCCAUACCGCGAGCGGGUGCCCCACGGCCCCGGCGCUCAGGAGGCGAGGGCCGCCAAGCGGGCGAGGGCCUUCCCCGCUGCCGCAGAGGCCCCACCGCCGCCAGGCGCCCCGACCUUCCUCGAGCUGCAGAGCGUCUCGCCGAAGGCCGCCCAGGACUACCAGACGUACGUGACGGCGUUCUACCAGUGGGGCCAGGAGCGCCACCUGCUCAGCGACAUCGCGACCUCACUGAGGUCGGCGCCGGCGAUCGACCUAGCCCUCGUGACGUACAUGAACGAGAAGUUCUUCGCAGGCGAGCUCUCCUACGUGCCGACGAAGCUGAUCGCGGGUCUCCGCUACUUCUGGACAUACCCCAACGGAGCGCCCCUCGAGCUGCCCCGCAGCUUUCGCGCCUUGACGGGCUGGAAGCGCAUGGUGCCUGCCCAGAGCCGCCUGCCGUACCCCUGGGUCGCCCUGUGCCUGCGCGUGCAACACAUGAUUGCCGCGGGCCAGGUGAUGGAGGCAUUGGCCAGCAUCAUCACCUUCACGUUAUACCUGCGCCCCAGCGAGUGCCUGCGUCUGCAGGGGAAGCUGAUCACAGCUCCUGCCCAGGCGCCUCGCCGUGUGCAGGACGGCCAGGGCCAGAUGUGGCCCCUCCUCCUGCACCCGCAAGAGGGCGGCGCCACGUCCAAGACGGGCCGCGUGGACGAGAGCCUGCUAGCGGACAACCCCCUGUUCCCGUGGUUGCCGCAGGCGCUGGGCCUCCUGAAGGCCAAGUUCCCCCACUCGCUGGUCUUCAACUUCGGCCAGGCGCAGUGGGGCCGGGCCUUGAAGGGCGCGGCGCCCGCUUGCGGGCUCACUGCCCUGGGCGACCCCGACCGCAGCCUGGCCCGCUACGAGCGGGGCGGGCGCAUCAACGAGCAGCUGAGCCUCUUGUCCCAGGACAUCCUCAUCGCCGCCGACCUGGCGGCCUCGAACAUUGGCGUAACCCUCGUGUCGGCUGGCCACCCUGUUUUCGAGAUCGACAUGCGGCACGGGGUUGAGCAUGACAUGUGCAGUAAGGCCCUGGUCAAGCUUAUCCGGGGCUGGGUCCGAGGUGGGCUCGUGACGGCCGCGUUCAUGGGCACGCUGCCCGCCUCGUGGGGCCGCGCCGUGCUGCGCCCGCGGGGCUGCGCCGCGGCCCCGGGGCGCGGCGAGCCCGCCGCGCAGGGGCGCGCAGACGCCGGCGAGCUCGAGGGCCGGGCGGGCCCUGCGGGCCUGGCGCGGAAGCAGCCCCCGCACGCGGGCCACGUGGCGCCUGGCGGCAAGGAGAGCAUGGGAUGUGGUGAAGUGGGCGGCCUCAUCGCCGUCGCCGCCGAAGCUCUGUCGCUGGCCUCGAAGGCGCCCGUCGCACACGUGCGGGAGGAGGGCGCGGACACGGUCGGCCAGGGGGCCACGCCCAGCCCCCUGUUUGCUCUCCCGCUGGCCGGCAAGUCCCUCAUGGACCUGGCGCGCGAGGAGCCCGAGAUGGCCUUGGUGCAGGCGCUGGCCACCCCGGAGGCGCUCUCGGCCGCCCCGGCGUCCCUCUGGGUGCAGUCCGGGUCGCCGCUGGGCGGAGAGCUGGCAGCGAUGACCGAGCGGUUGGCGCGCGUGCCCAGCGCGCAGCGCUCGCCGCUCGCCCGGGGGGGAGUCGGGUCUCGGCCGCGUGCGCCCGCACCGCAUUUUGGCCAGGGCGGCUGCUUCGGCGGGCGAACCUGGCCUGGCGGGCCUGCGACGGGUUCGCCGCCAUCCCGCCGCAGGCAGCUCUGGCAGGAAUUGGGCGGUCACGACGAUACACUGUCCCCAGCUGGCGGCAGCGCCGCCGCCCGGAAGCGAAACCGCGAGGCCGUGCCAUUCGCGCACAGAGUUGCGGAGCUGAUGGAGGACCUUCGAGCCGUCGGCUUGGCGUCUCGGGUGCUGGCCGCUUGGCGCUGCGAGGCGCUGGCCACGCGCGCCGCAUCGCAGGGCCUCCAUGGCGGCAUCCCCGUCAUGAUGCUCAAGAGGGCCGUGAUCUUUGGAUGGGCCGCGCUCUGCAGGUGCAAACACCUCAUCAAAGGAGCCAUGGACGCGCGGAGGCAGAUGAUGAGGAGCCAGACCGCCACCGGUGGGGGAGCUGAAGCAGCCCUCAGCGCCAGGAGCGGCGCGGGCGCGCUCUGGAGCUCCAAGAGGCUGCAGUCGCUCGCCGUCGAGCGCGCGCUGCUGUUCGCCGGCAGGACCGUGCGGCGGCCGGGCUGCGACCAGCGUUGGGCGUUCCUCCGCGCGUGGCGCCUGGAGUCCCUGAGCUCCCAGAAGGAGCGGCACGCGGGGCGGUGCCGGAGCCUGAGGUCCUCAUGCCUGCGCGCAGUAGUGGCCUCCGCGGCACGGCGCGCGGAGGCGGACCUCCGAGCCGCGGUCGCCGUGUGGCGGCUGGGCUGCGCGGUGGAGCGGAGGGAGCAGCGCGAGCUCCAGCGGCUGGCCGCGCAGCGCGAGGCGUCCGCCGAGCGCGAUCGCCACGUUCGGCUGCGCGCCCUGUUCGCGGCGUGGCGGCGCCAGGCCGCGCGGGGCAGAGUGGGGUUCCUGCAGAGGUUCCUGACGGAGAUCUCCGGCGCGGCGGUCCGAAGCCAGGCCAUCCACCUCGCAUCGCUGGCGCUGGUCACCUGGCAAGGUCACGGGCUUGCGUCGCGCCUCUGCUACGAGACGGGACGCCGCGCCGAGCUGGAGCGCCGCGCCGAGCGCCUGGCCUCCCAGGCCGCCUUCGGCGCCAGCAAGGCCGUCGCCGCCCUCGCGGGCCAUUCGGCCUACUCCACGCUGAGGGAAGCGCUCUGGGGCUGGCGUCACCAGGUGGCCGAGCAGCGCCAGGGCGAGCGCCUGAGCGACGCGCUGGAGCGCUCGUGCGUGGCACUGGAAGGUGGCCGCCGCCGGGGCCUACAAGGAUGGGUGCUGGCGGCCUGGCAGGAGGCGCGCAAGCUGGACCGAGGGCGCCGCCAGCAGCGGGGGCUGCUGGAACUGCUCCUGGCCGAGCGCCGGGAGGCCGCUUUGACGUCUGCGCUCUCGGAGUGGCGCCUGCUGACGCUGCAGGACCGCCACGGCAGGGACAAGGAGGACUGGAUGGAGCACGCAGACGGCCGCCUGCAGCAAGCCGACCGCCUGCUGCUCGUCUGCCAGCGCGACUUGCCGCUGAGGGCGGCGCUCGCGGCCUGGAGCGGCGCCGCGGCCAUCGAGCGCAGGGAUCGCGAGCGGGAGCGGUGGGCAGGCCAGGCGGAGGCGCGCCUGCAGCAGGCGGCGGCCCUGUUGGCCCUCGUGCAGCACGACGCGCCCCGCUACGUGGUGCUGGUGGCCUGGCGAGAGGCGGCAGCGGCUGCGAGCAGCGGGCGCGAGAAGGGCCGGUGCAUGCGGCAGGAGGCGGACAGGCGCCUGAGGCAGGCCGACCUGCUCCUCCUCCACUGUCAGCAGGGCGAGCCGCGGAGGCCGAUCCUCGAAGCAUGGAGGGGCGUGGUUGCAUCGGAACGGCACGGGCAGGAGAAGAGCCGCCUGACCUAUCGAGCGGACCGACGGCUGCAGCAAGCGGCAGCAGCGUUGGCCGCCCACUCGAGAGUGGCAGCGCACCAGGUGGCCUUUGCAGCGUGGAGGGAGGUUGCGGCAGCCGCACGCCAGGAGCGCGAGGGAGAGAGGCGAGUUCGGCAGGCUGAUUUGCUGCUUCAGAUGUGCCAGCAGGACGUACCCUUGCGGUUAACCCUUGAAGCUUGGAGGAGCGUGGCUACAUGCGGGCGGCAUGGGCGUGAGAAGGACAACUUGGUGCUUCAGUGUGGCAGACGCUUGCAGCAAGCAGAUGCGGUGCUUUCGUUCGACAUGCGACUGAUGGUGCAACGCACAGCGUUUGCGCCAUGGCGAAACAUCGCAGUAGCUGCGCGCUUGGAGCUCGAUCAGCAGAGACUGACAAGUGCGCGACUGCAUCAAGCUGAAUUGAUACUGCAGAUGGGCCAGAAGGAUCUAUCCUUGAGGGAAACCUUUGAGGCCUGGAAGGGCGUGGUUACAUCGAGUCGCCAUGGGCGUGAGAAGGGGCACCUGAUGCAUGAGGCCAGCAAGCGCUUGCAGGUUGCAGACGUAUUACUUUCCGGCAGCAUGCGAAUGGAACUUUAUCGCAUGGCGUUUGCAGCUUGGAAGGAUUUAGCGGUAGCUGCACACCACGACUCUUACAAGCAACAGAUGCGGAGAUGUACAGAAGUGCGACUACAUCAAGCGGACUUGCUACUCCAGAUGGGCCAGCAAGGCGUACCUUUGGUUGUGACGGUUCAGGCCUGGAGGUCUUUGGCUGCAUCUGAGCGUCACAGGCGUGAGAAGGAACAUUUGACGCAUGAGUCCAGCAAGCAUUUGCAGCAAACAGAUGGUGUCCUUUCAAUCGACAUGCGAAUGUCACAAUAUCGAUUGGCGUUUACAGCUUGGAAGGAUUUCGCAGUGGCUGUACACCUCGAGCUCGAGAGGACAGAGCAGUUGCAGAAGAGCGCGGAAGCGUGGGUUGGCGGAAAUCACGCUGACAAGCUACUGCAGAUGUGCCAACAAGACGUGCCGUCGAGGCUGAUCUUUGAGGCUUGGAGGGGCGCAGCUGCAGUCGAGCGUCAUGGGCGUGAGACUGCUCGCUUGACUGAUCAAGCCAGCAGGCACUUACAGCAAACAGAAGCCGUAGUUCUGAUCGACAUGCGAAUGGCACAGCAGCGCGUGACCUUUGUAGCAUGGAAGGACGUUGCAGUAGCAGCGCACCACGAACUCGAGAAGAUAGACCAGCUGCGGAGGAGCGCAGACGUGCGACUUCAUCAAGCUGACCAAUUACUGCAGAUGUGCCAACAGGACGUGCCGUCGAGGGUGAUAUUUGAGGCUUGGAGGGGAGCAGCUGCAGUCGAGCGCCAUGGGCGCGAAAAGGGGCAUCUGAUGGGUCAAGCUUGCAGACGGCUGCAACUAGCAGACGCAGCACUUGCGACCGACGGGCGAGUGGGCCGUCUGUGCGAGACCUUCUCGGCAUGGAAAGGCGUCGCGGUAGCCUCGCACCACGAGAUCGAGAAGAGGCACCAGGUACAGAGGAGCGCGGACCAGCGACUUCGUCAGGCUGACCUGCUACUGCAGAUCCACCAGCCGGAGUGGUCCUCGAGGGUGAUGCCUGGAGGGGCACAGCGGCGGUCGAGCGGCAUCAGCGUGAGAGGGAGCGCCUGA
Messenger RNA from Prorocentrum cordatum, 7092 nucleotides. NCBI's taxonomy places the organism in Eukaryota, Dinophyceae, Prorocentrales, Prorocentraceae. The record is from the annotation of a GenBank genome assembly.